CCUUUCUCACCUCUUGCCCAACAAUCCUUUCACCUACCUCGUGGUACCCUUUCCUAAACCAUUUAUUUGUCUUAUAGUUUUCUAUCAUAUUAAUUUUAUAUAUCUAUAUAUUCGCCAUUCUGGAGGCGAAAGUCACUACCAGUCUGGGUAUAUUCUGCUAUUCAUUAUGGACUUUCUCCCUCAAGGAUUUCUGAGAUAAAGACCUUCCAAAAACUAUUGUUCUUUUAUUAAAAAAACAAAAAAAUAACACAGUUUGCGAGGAAUUAGUUUAUAGCUAUAAUAAUAAUCCAGACCAAUUAAAUGGGUUGCAAAAGUAUCCUUAGAUUCUUAUUAACUGCUGCAGGUCGAAAUCUCAAAGUUUAGAUCUAACAUGGAAGUGAAACAUUCGUUUUAAAACAAGAGUUUUUUAAUUUGAGAUUAUAUGGUUUCAUGCUAUACAGUAUUUACUAACUAAAACUUUAUUCAAAAAAUUAUUGUGUAACUAAUUAUAGUAGGAUUUGUUUAAAAUUAGUGCUGCAGUUAUGUCCCAGUUAUUAUCAAUCCUACGGUCAUUGCUUGGUUAGUUUUCCUUGUGCAUGUUGGAGUGACUUCUGAACCUAUUUGAGUACCAUCGACUUGUUUCUAGUAAUGAUAAUAUUAUUUUAACCUGUUUUGGGAUCGACCAACUUUAUUUUAAAUGACCGUAUCGUCAACAUUCAUGACGCCAUAUGACUUUGAGCGUGUAUGUACGAGUGUGUAUGGUUUUCAGGUCGUGACUCGCGGAGCUCCUCGUUCAGUGAUUGUUUUUUAGUUUACAUUUGAAUUCUGCGUUUACGAUAUCAUCCACAUUAGUGAUUUAUGGUUGCAGUCUUGUCCGAGACGCAGUGACUAAGGAAAGUAGCUAUAAAGUAUGCAAUAAAAAUGAGCGUCUAGUGGAACAACUAUGAGAAAUAAUGUUCCUAGACUAUGAUCAAUCUGAAACUUUGAUGUGCUGAAGUCUUUUUACAAAGAAGUGCUUCCAUGGUAAUCGUAUUUUGUAUUCAAUUAAUUGAGUACCUGGUAUUUCAGACAAAGCAAUUAAUAAAUAAUUUGUGGUAUGUUUUAAAAUUUGAUACUUCGCCGAAGUUCGAUAUACAUAUCUACACACUCCUCCAAACUUACGAGGAACUCGUAUUCCAGCUUCGGAAGUUGAACGGGGCGAAGUAAAGUCGUAUGAAGUGUGUCUAUAGACAUAGUACAUUACUAUGGUCUCUACAUUAUCCUAUUCACCUAACCAUCUUAGAGUAUGUUCUGUGCACCUAUUUCGAUCAACUAACGAGUAGUGAAGUGGGUGCUGUAAUAACGAGGCCAAGCUAAGUGCUGUGGAAAACGUAGAAGAUAAAAUUCUUUUAUAAUUAUUUACAUUUUUACUAUUGCUCAAAUAUUAAAUUUAAUAAGUAGUAUUUAAAUGGAAGAAUUGGAGCCUUCUGAAUUAGGCUCUCAAGAUUACUGGGAAGGACGUUACGCUCAAGAAAUAAGGAAUUUCUCGAGUCAUGGUGAUCCGGGUGAAAUAUGGUUUGGUGAAGAUAUUGUAGAUAGAGUUAUUCGUUGGAUAAACAACUGGAACUUGAUAGAAAAAAAUAAAAAAAUUGUUGAUGUGGGUUGUGGGAAUGGAAUGUUCUUAAUUGAACUAGCAAACGAGGGAUAUACUAAUUUAACUGGAGUUGAUUAUUCUGAGAAUGCUAUUAAACUUGCAACAGAAAUAGCUCAGAAACAAAAUUUGAAUAUAAGUUAUUAUACAUGUGACAUUCUACAAGGGCUACCAGAAAAUUAUGACAUAAUACACGAUAAGGGAACUUAUGAUGCUAUUAGUUUAAGUGAAAAUGCAAAAGAAAGUAGAGCAAAAUAUUCUGAAAGUGUGUAUAACAGCCUUGAUGGUGAUGGAGUUUUUAUUUUAACUUCUUGUAACUGGACCCAAGAUGAAUUAGAUAACUAUUUUAAUGAAAAGUUUGACAGACUAGCCAUUAUACCUACACCUCAAUUCAAAUUUGGAGGAAAAGUUGGAAAUGUAGUUACAUCUUGUGUCUAUAAAAAGAAAAGUUAAUAAAAUACUAUUCAAAUUCGAAAUAAUUUGAUUUAUACAUUCGUUCAAUCUAUUAACUUAUGAAAUAUGAUCAAUAGUCCUACCCUAUUUGGAAUCCUUGAUAAUAUGUUUGAAAUGAGGGUUGUAGUUUUGAUUAUCUUAUUUUAUAUGUACUUUUAUAGAGAUCCUAUCUUGUCAUAUAUAAAAGAAAGGUCUUUAUGCGGUUUUCAUUAAUAAAUAGAGUUAUUCAGGAGGCAGGUAUAGGUUUCAUAAAAAUUGAUUGAAAUAUGACAGUAAUUGUUGCAUUUAUGUAUAAAUUACAGAUAUACCUAAAUUCAUCAAGUUAUAUAUAUUUGUUGAUAAGAUAUGUAAUCAUCAAAUAAUAUACAUUCUACAUAAAUAUCCAGUAUAUACUAGCAAUAUUUACAAAUUUAUUUGUUGUACAUUCAUAUAUUUACUGUAGAUAUACAUGAAUGCAUAAAAAAUUAUGUAUAUUUUAUUUUGUUGUUUAUUUGCAUGUCCAGUAUGUACUAUAUAUACUAAAAAUAUAGGACUUACAGCACAACUUUUGCAUAUUGGGAUUGCUAACACAUGUUAUAUCUUGUGUUAUCUGGACGGGAAUAAACUUUCACAAUAACUCUUUAUUUUCGUAAAAAAUAUAUCUUAAGAACGACAAAACACCUAGGUUCAUGAAACCUUAUAAAAAGUUGACCUAUUUACAACUAAACAAUGUGGUAAAAUCUAGGAUAUUCCUUUUAAAAAAUUAUACAUUUGAUUUGUGAAACACCUUUUAGGACAUCCUGUAUGCCUAGACAUUUAAAUGGCAGCUGCAAUUGAUAUUGAUAUGAAAAAUUUUUUUUGAGAAUGUCACAGUUUCAGAGACCAUAUAAAUACAGGAGACUCAUAUUGCAUAAAAAUUUUGAAAUUAGUUUUUUUGUUGUUCAAUACAUUCAUGUUGAAAUGAAAAAGAAGGUUGCCAUUGUAAAUGAAACUACUCAUUGGUUUAUAUAUAAACUUUUAUUGGGUAUAAGAAUUUUUAUGGCUGAUAAAUGCCUUCGGUAUACACUAUAAAAACUAUUUUCUUUCCUAAUUAUUUUUAAAUUGCAAAGUUUAAAGAUAUUCUUCCAAAUUGAAUAGAAUUUAGGAAAACAAAUAUUAUUACACACAGAUAUUUAUUAUAUUCAAUCACCAUUUUAUUCAAUGAUUAUUAAAUAGAUGCAAAUAUUGCAGUGUUCAUGAUUAUUGAAUUACAUGUUGAUCUUAUUUAUUUAUUAACAGAUGCCUUGACAUUGUAUGUACCUACAUGAAGAAUAUUAGUUCAAGAUAAGAUGUCCGUUACUUCAUUUUAAUUUUAUGUUACCAUCCAUUGUUCCUCAGAUUAUUUAUAAUAAAAAUCUGAAUUAGG
Diorhabda carinulata is the source of this 3446-nucleotide messenger RNA. Its product is annotated as EEF1A lysine methyltransferase 2. NCBI's taxonomy places the organism in Eukaryota, Metazoa, Arthropoda, Insecta, Coleoptera, Chrysomelidae. Gene Ontology annotation, molecular function: protein-lysine N-methyltransferase activity. Gene Ontology annotation, biological process: peptidyl-lysine dimethylation; peptidyl-lysine monomethylation. Bases 1427 to 2062 code for a protein of 211 amino acids. Gene Ontology annotation, cellular component: cytoplasm. The transcript has a single exon. The record is from RefSeq and is a predicted model, not a curated record.